CCUUCAAUGAUUCACCCCGAAGCAAUAUUAUGCUACGGGCCUCAUAAUUUUUACUUGGUUUUAUUUGGUAUUGGCUUGCUAAGGUCUUUUCUCUCUGAGCUGAAUUAAUUUCAAGACCUUGGCUAACCUUGCCUUUUAAACCAAGAAAAACCAAAAAAAGAAUUUAGAUCCCAAGCAAAAACUUCGAAAAAAAAAAAUACACACAACAAGGCAUUGGAAAUUAUUAUUUAACAAUAUGGCAAGCAAGGUUACCUUUGUUCUAUUGGCUGUUUUUGCCAUUAUUGUUCCAUGCCUUGAGGCUGGUAUUGCAGAGUUUGAUGAUUAUCUCAAAGCCCAAGAGGAAAUUGCCCGUGAAAUUGCUUUUAAGUCCUAUGUGCCAAACCCUGAAAAUAUUACAACCGAGCUCAACAUGCACGUUCACAUUGCCAUGGAAGAGUACACAAACAGCACAAGGAGGGAACUAAGGCAGAGAGGUGGACGUAGAGGAAGAAAAUGCAUGGCGACCAACCCAAUUGAUCGUUGCUGGAGGUGUAGGAAAAAUUGGGCCCAAGACCGCCAAUUGCUAGCUAAAUGUGGCAAGGGUUUCGGAAGAAGGGCAGUCGGAGGACUCGGCGGCCCUAUCUAUGUAGUCACCGAUGAUUCUGAUAACGACAUGGUUAGCCCUAAACCCGGAACCUUGAGAUAUGCUGUGGUCCAAAAGGGACCACUUUGGAUCAUUUUUGCACGUAGCAUGGUCAUUACAUUGCAACAAGAGUUGUUGAUUUCAUCCGACAAGACCAUUGAUGGUCGUGGCGCCAAUGUGCAAAUUAGGGGUGGUGCUGGACUCACCAUGCAAUUCGUCAACAAUGUCAUCGUCCAUGGCAUUCGCGUCAAAAAUAUCAAGGCUAGGAAUGGUGGUAUGAUUAGGGAUUCAUAUAACCACGUUGGAAUGAGGACCAGGAGUGAUGGUGAUGCCAUCUCCAUUUUCGGCUCAUCCAACAUUUGGAUUGAUCAUCUUUCCUUGUCCGAAUGUGAGGAUGGUCUUGUCGACGUUAUUCAGGGAUCUACCGCAAUCACCAUCUCAAAUUGCCACAUGACCAAACACAACGAUGUGAUGUUGUUUGGAGCUAGUGACAGCUACUCUGGUGACAAGAUCAUGCAGAUCACAGUGGCGUUCAACCACUUUGGACAGGGUCUGAUCCAGAGGAUGCCAAGGUGCAGAUGGGGUUUCGUCCAUGUGUUGAACAAUGACUACACCCAUUGGCUGAUGUACGCGAUUGGUGGGAGUUCGGGGCCAACCAUUCUGAGCCAGGGCAACAGGUUCAUUGCACCUAACAACGAUGCUGCCAAGGAGAUCACACACAGGGAUUACGCAACCCCUGCUGUAUGGUCUAAGUGGCAAUGGACUUCACAGAAUGAUCUUUUCAUGAAUGGUGCCAAGUUUGUUUCUUCUGGAUCACCUAUUGGAAAGUUGCCAUUCAAGAAGGGUUUCAUAAUGAAACCAAGGCCUGGAAUUUUUGCUAAUAGGCUUACACGCUUUUCUGGGGCUCUCAAUUGCAGGAUUGGUAGACCUUGUUAGUGAAUUCUAUUCAUUCAUCAUUAUGUACUUGUAAAGAAAAAAAUCAAGGGAAAAAAAAGAAUGAAUUAGAACACCUCUAAUUCCUAUUUUUAGUAUGGACUGAAAUGUUUUAGAGGGAAAUGUAUAGGGAAUGUUCGAUAUUGUGGCUUUUGGGAGAGAAUGAAAAAGGAAAGUUGUUGCUUGGGGUUAAGAUGAAAAGAAAUAAGAUGGGAUAGAUCCAAAUCGUUUUAUGAAUACAUUUUUUGUUUGUGUUUCUCAAAA
Lotus japonicus is the source of this 1819-nucleotide messenger RNA. Its product is annotated as pectate lyase-like. Gene Ontology annotation, molecular function: pectate lyase activity. NCBI's taxonomy places the organism in Eukaryota, Viridiplantae, Streptophyta, Magnoliopsida, Fabales, Fabaceae. The record is from RefSeq and is a predicted model, not a curated record. The coding region runs from base 236 to 1558 and encodes 440 amino acids. The transcript has 3 exons.